CCCACACGCAACUUCCGGGCAAACGACGAAAAAAGCUGCAAAUAUCAGUAUCCCGGCCACGUAUCAAGAACCCCUCCACCCGGUUGACACCCAUCGGCGUUCCCUCGAGUCGUGCUCUCAAGUCCUACGGCAACGUCGAACCCUUUGAGACUCCCGGACCUGGCGAUUUACAGGCGGGCCUGAAAGCCGGUUAUUCCGUCGCUUGGGCUCAAUGGAAUUCUUUGAGCGCCGAAAGCCCGAAUUCUUUGUAUGAGCACACAGCUCUCUGCUUGUCGUCGGUGAUUCGUUGCAAUGUCACACCUUCCGGAGAAAUCACUUCGAGACAUGGCCCUCGGCUCUGUACGGAGGGUGUCCACCAGGGUGCGCCGCCGUAUGCAGAUCUCCCGCGCUACACAACGGCGAGCAUAUUCUGCGGAACUUCAACAAAUGCAGAGACCGGUCCCGGUGAAAACGAACGCCCGAGUGUCUUACUCCCGUGGGAAGUUGCCGGCAACAGCUUCUACUUAUGAGUACCACAGCGAAGAGACUAUGGAAGCGCCAUAUCGACCGUUGACGCCCGUGCGUGCACCAUCCGACGCGUUCGCAGGAGUGGAUGAUUUCAGCGGGGUCUUAUUCAAUAGGAAGCCAGAUCAAUCAAAGUCUCUGGACUCGCAUCCAGAGUCUGGCGACCUGGGUGGGGCAGAAACGAUUUUCCAACGCAUGUUAAAACGCCAUCUGACGGAAAUGCGCGAAAUGGUGGAUGUGCGGGUUUUUAAUGCAUUCAUCCAAGCAUAUCUGGCGACCCCGUCGCCACCUAAAGUUGACCGAGCGAUGGACUGGUACCGUCGACUGAACUACGAGCUGAACUUGAAACCGAACGAACGCACCUUCGGAUUGUUAAUACGUCACUUCCUUAAAGCCGGCAACACGGAGCGAGUACGAGCGUUACUGGCUGACAUGUCGAGUGCGGGAAUACCAGCGGAAACGCUACUGCUGGGAGACUUAUUCGAGGAAAAGGAAGACAAAGUGUCGCUCGAAGCGUUCCUUCGAAAUGAAGGAUUGGGAACAUCGGCUGCGCAUAAGGCAGAUCAGCUGUUGUUAUCGGCCCUCGAGAACGACGACGGUCCGUCGGAUGAACGGAUAUCACCCACAGGAUCAUCUAUACUUCUUGACCUGGUAUCCGACAAAGCUCCGACGAAGGCCGCAACCAAGCCUCUCCCAGCGUUGAAGUCGGUAGACGCUCUCGGUGUCAACAUAAUGAGGAAAGCUCUGGACGAGAUGCAGGUGGCAAGUCGGGCGGACAAGUUCGAGCAGCAACAAUGGUUGGAGGAGCGGUCGGCAGCGGCCGCGGUGCAGGACUUCGAAGAAAGGCUGAAGAUCAUGCCGGAAGAUGUGCGGCGACUGACCGCUAUUCCCUCGCAAAUGGUCGCAUCAUGGCACUCCGUCUUCGUUCCUGUAUUGAAGCGGGAAAUCGAGACAAUGAAUCAGCUUCGCGAAGAUGCAGAGGAGCACGGUCUGGGGCGCUUUUUGUCGCUCCUUCCAGCGGAAAAGCUCUCGCAAAUCACCAUCUCAGCUUUCCUUCGCAGUCCCACAUCUCAGGAGAUGGAUAAAGGGAUAAUGGCAGGGCACAUGCCUAUGGCGAGGUUGUCCAUACACAUCGGAAGCACCGUUGAGAACGAAUACAACGCUCAAAAAAUGAAAGUCACGGGUUCCAAGCACAAGCUGAACUUCACGAAAGCUGUGAACAAUCUUGCUGGCCAGGGAAAGUUCCAGUCUAACACCGUUCGGAAUGUCAUGGCGCUACUGGAGCGACGGAACCUGGAACAAUCGGUGUGGAAUCCGACGUUCCCGCAAGGCAUUAAAGCCAAGAUUGGAGGCUUUCUUGUAGAGCGCUUUCUUCGAGUGGCCAUGUUCCGCAUGCAACGAACCGACCCCGAAGACCCCGACCGAAUAAUAGAGGAACACGUGCCUGCCUUCACGCAUAGUAUUCAGAACACCACGAAUACACAAAAGAUAGGGAUGAUUUCCUACCAUCCUGAGCUGUAUCAAGUCCUGGCCCGCAGCCCAACCCACGUUGAACCUUACCUGCUACCGAUGCUGGUGACCCCGCAACCAUGGUUGACCUGGCAGACGGGAGGAUACCUGCAACAUCGUGUUGAGAUGGUCCGGUAUCAAGGAGACAGGGAGGCCAAAGCGUAUUUGCAAAUUGCGGACGACGCCAGUGAACUGACACCAGUUCAAAAAGCCCUGGACAUCCUCGGUGCCGUGCCAUGGAGCAUCAACGACGCUGUGCUGGACGUUGCCGUGAAAAUGUGGAACUCGAAGCAGCACGUCACGUCCCUCCCAUCGCCAAUCGAGGAGCCUCCCGUCGAGCAGCCACCCGGUAUAGACGACGACGCUAAACUGAGGAACGAGUAUUAUAAGAAGGUGAAGGAGCGACAUGACCGGCUAGCUACGAACUUUAGUAUGCGAGCGGAUGCCAACUACAAACUGGAGAUCGCAAGAGCAUUCCUAAACGAAAAUUUCUACUUCCCACACAAUGUCGACUUCCGAGGUCGCGCCUACCCGAUCCCAGCGCAUUUGACACAUAUCGGGAACGAUUUAUGUCGUGGCCUUCUCCAGUUUGCUGAAGGCAAACCACUAGGAGAAGAGGGAUUAAGAUGGCUGAAGAUCCAGGUCGCUUCUCUGGCGGGCCAGGACAAGGCCUCGUUCGAGGACCGUGAAGCAUUUACAAUGAAGCAUCUGGCACAGGUGUACGAGUCGGCUGAUCGGCCAUUGGAAGGCACUCGGUGGUGGCUGCAAUUCGAUAGCCCGUGGCAAUUACUGGCUGCUUGUCAGGACUUGACAAACGCACUACGAUCAGACCAUCCGACGAAAUAUCUCUCACGACAGCCCAUCCAUCAAGAUGGCACAUGCAAUGGACUGCAGCAUUAUGCCGCUCUUGGAGGAGACGAACUCGGCGCGAGACAAGUCAAUUUGGCGCCAAGUGAAAAACCUUCCGACAUAUACACGGGGGUGGCCGAUCGGGUGCAGGCAUACGUUGACGAGGAUUCCAAAACAGGCGUAGAGGAGGCCAUCCUGAUGAAAAAUCGCAUCAAUCGCAAACUGGUUAAGCAAACAGUGAUGACAAACACGUACGGUGUGACAUUCAUGGGCGCUAAGACUCAGGUCAGCAAUCGCCUCAAGGAAGCCCGCGCGGCCGCUCGACAUGCCGACAAAUCACGAGAGACGUCUUUGGCAAAUGCAUCGAAUGCCGCCGUGGCGAGCCAGGAGGAUGAACUGACCGACGACCAGAUCUUGAAGUGCUCCCUCUACAUUGCCAAGAAAAUCUUCGAAGCAAUGGGAACGCUCUUCGAAGGUGCUCGAGCGAUUCAAAUCUGGUUGAGCUCCUCGGCAAAUCUGAUAGCCCGGUCUACCAACGCCAAGGACAUCCCUCCGAUGCAGCUCGAAAUGGCCGAGCAGCUUGCGAAGAUGGGAGUGCUACCUAGUGCAUUCACAGUUGCCAACGAGGUUACCACAAAUGUGAUGGACGAGCAAGAGAAGAUCAGUAGUGGUGGCCUUCUCAGCGCUCUCAUGGAAGAUCUUAACGAGGAUGCCUCCGAUGAGAUUGUGGUGGGCAUGGAUACGGCCCCGUCAGUGGCUACCGGAAACGCGUCGGACACGGUAGAGGCCGCAAAGCCCGCGUCGCUCAACGUCAAAGACGUCAGUCACAAGGUGGGGAAAACGAGUGCAGUCAUCUGGACUACCCCGCUUGGUCUACCAUGCGUACAGCCAUACCGCAAUUACGAAAUGCGAGUCAUCCAGACCUUACUGCAAACCAUUAACAUCCGCGACUGGGACUCGCCCGCCACCGUCAACCCCAUGAAGCAAUCGUCCGCCUUCCCUCCAAACUACAUCCAUUCCCUCGAUGCCUCGCACAUGAUGAUCUCGGCCGUUGCAUGUCAUGGCGUCAACGUUACAUUCGCCGCCGUCCACGAUUCGUAUUGGACACAUGCUUGCGACGUUCCCGUGAUGAACGAGAUCCUUCGUGAAUCCUUCGUCCGUCUGCAUUCAGGCGACUUGAUGAAACAGCUACGGACCGAAUUCAUGGACAGAUACCGCGGCCACAAGCUGCCGGUGGAAGUCACCCUUUCCGGCGAGCAGGCAGAGGAAUGGAAGGCUUGGUGCGAUAGCAAAGGGUACAAAUCGGGAGUAGGGAAGAAGAUGAUCAAGAAUGGGAAGGUCAAGAAGAUAGAUACGUGGGUGGACCUCGAGUUUGCGCCGUUGCCCGCGAGAGGGAACUUCGAGUUGGAGAAGGUUAAGGAUAGCAAGUACUUCUUUAACUGAAGAACGGGCCCUCGUUGUAAUGUCCCUCUCAUUUCUACAUAGUUUAUAUCUGUCCAUCGUCGAAGGCAAUAUCUGCGCUCCUGGACUUGACGGUGCUUACCGAAGGCGAGGCGGGGUUCCAUCCGAAACUUUUGUUGCCUCGAGCUGAAUCAUCCUCACUCCGAGUUUGUUUCCACCAACUUCCCUUCCACCAUCUAGGCCGCCGCCUAUAAAAGGAAGCCCGCCCUCCCAUCCCGUAAACCCUGCUGAAAACCAAUCCUCUCAGGCCUUUUGGCGAAGAUCCCAACC
Messenger RNA from Fimicolochytrium jonesii, 4593 nucleotides. RefSeq lists its product as uncharacterized. The record is from RefSeq and is a predicted model, not a curated record. The transcript has 6 exons. Bases 292 to 4305 code for a protein of 1337 amino acids. Gene Ontology annotation, molecular function: protein binding; DNA-directed RNA polymerase activity; mitochondrial promoter sequence-specific DNA binding. Gene Ontology annotation, biological process: mitochondrial transcription. Lineage: Eukaryota; Fungi; Chytridiomycota; Chytridiomycetes; Spizellomycetales; Powellomycetaceae. Gene Ontology annotation, cellular component: mitochondrial DNA-directed RNA polymerase complex.